Messenger RNA from Aspergillus calidoustus, 1296 nucleotides. The record is from the annotation of a GenBank genome assembly. Lineage: Eukaryota; Fungi; Ascomycota; Eurotiomycetes; Eurotiales; Aspergillaceae.
AUGGCUUCUUGGCUACAGAUCCCAAAGAACUCGCCCUUCUCCCUCGCAAACAUCCCGUUCGGCAUCAUUUCCUCGUCGAAAUUCACGUCGCGAGUCCCUGCAAUUGCCAUCGGAGACUAUGCAUUGAACUUGAACGCAUUCGCAUCAUCAGGCGGCUUCUCUCAGCUCCCAGCUAUUCAGGCCCAUCUCGAUGUCUUCAACCAGCCCACUCUGAAUGCGUUCGCAGCUCUUGGCCGGUCAGUGCACCGCCAGGUUCGAGAAUACAUCCAGAAGGUCCUCGGUGCAGACACACCAUUCCCUCAGCUCCUCAAGGACAAUGCUUCUCUCCAGAAGGAAGCUCUUCUCCCUCUGUCUGAAGUGACAACCCACCUUCCUAUGCAGAUUGGCGACUAUACGGACUUUUACGCUGGUCUGAACCACGCCUAUAACAUUGGUGUUCUCUUCCGCGGGCCCGACAAUGCUCUACAGCCCAACUACAAGCAUCUGCCCGUUGCCUACCACGGCCGUGCAUCAUCCGUGGUUCCUUCCGGCACUCCCAUCCACCGUCCCCAAGGCCAGAUCCUAGCCAACCCCGCGGCGGACCCUAAAGUGCCAAUAUUUUCCCCGUGCAAGAGGCUGGACAUUGAGCUGGAACUGGCCUUCUUCGUUUCACAGCCCAACGAGCUGGGCAAGCCGGUACAUAUCAACAAUGCUGAAGACCACAUCUUCGGGGUCGUCCUCAUGAACGACUGGUCCGCGCGUGACAUCCAAGCAUGGGAGUACGUUCCCCUCGGUCCGUUCAAUGCAAAGAACUUCGGUACAACAAUCACCCCUUGGGUUGUUCUCAUCGAUGCCCUCGAGCCUUUCCGCACCACCGGCAUUGAGCCUGGAAACAGAGACUCUCUUCUCCCUUACCUACGUGAGAAGCGUGCUGAGAAUGCAUAUGAUAUCCCGCUCGAGGUUGAAGUCACAAACGCCGGCGGCAAGCCUACUGUGAUCUCUCACAGUAACGCGAAGAACCUUCUAUACUCAUUCCCCCAGAUGCUGGCUCACCACACCAUCACCGGCUGCAACCUGAACACGGGUGAUCUCCUGGGAAGUGGUACAAUUUCUGGCAAGGAUAAGCAAACCGAGGGCAGUUUCCUCGAGCAGACUAAUGGAAAGACGCCUAUCAAGCUUGCAGAUGGUUCUGAGCGGUUCUUCUUGGAAGAUGGGGAUACUGUGAUUCUGCGUGGUGCGGCAGGGACGGAAGGAAACUAUGUUGGUUUCGGUGAUUGCGUGGGAACAAUCCUGCCUGCUGUCAAGCUUGACUUUUAA